UGACGAGAUCAUCUGGUUCUCCUGUUGCAUCUACUGCUGAUCAAUUGAGUGGUAUUAUGCGGACUUUGGAGACUAUGGCACAAGUGAUGCAACAACAACAACAACCUGUCCAACAAGGAAAUAAUGAUGGGACAGAGACAUCAAACCAGACGGGGUUGGGAAUUGGACAUUUUAAGAAGCUUAGUCCUCCCAGUUUCAGUGGUGAGUCUGAUCCAAUGGUGGCAGAACGAUGGAUGAUGCAGAUAGAGAAAAUAUUUGAUGCCUUAAGUUACUCUGAUGAACGAAAGGUUUUUCUUGCCACCUUUAUGCUGGAAGGAGAAGCUGAACACUGGUGGAGAAUGAUUAAGAGGAUGUCUGAAAUCAAACAUGAGCUAAUGACUUGGAAGUUAUUCCAAGAAAAGUUUAACGACAAAUAUUUUUCAGAUUGCAUGAGAGAGCAAAAAGAAUUGGAGUUCUUGAAUCUUAUCCAGGGAAGUAUGACGGUUACAAAGUAUGAAUCUAAAUUCACUGAGCUCUCCAGAUUUGCCACACAUAUGACUGAUGAUGAAUCUAGAAAGGCAAGAAGGUUUGAAAGGGGAUUACGGCCGGCAAUAAGAAGCCGAAUGUCAGCUUUAAAAUUACAGACAUAUGCUGAUACGGUAGAAAGAGCUUUGAAAAUUGAAAGAGACAUGGAGGAAAUUCAAGAAAUCAUUGGCAAGAACAAAAGGGACAAAUUUACUAGCAAAAGCAGGAGAGAAAAUGAAUAUGAAGAUAGUAACAAGAGGUUUAAGAUAUCUGGAUUUGAGAAAAGGAAACCAUUGGGGAGGACUCAGUUAUGUGCAAAAUGCGGAUUAAAUCAUGAAACAAGCCGGUGUUUUCGGGUGACUGGAGCAUGUUUUGGUUGUGGAAAGCUAGGUCAUCAACUAAGAGAUUGCCCACUGAAUAGAAAAAAAGAGCCACUGUCUCCUAGACCCUCAGCCCAUGCUAGAGUGUACGCUAUCACUGAACAAGAUUCUAAAGCUUCUAAAUCAGUGGUGGAAGGAUAGCGUAUCGCUUGCUUAAAUGUUAAGAUUGGGCUGAGGCAGUGGAAAGUUUAGAAGACGUUGGGCAGAACUUUUGUUAGCAUAUAUGUAGUUGUGUAUAAGCUACCUUGCAUCUAAUGAAAUGUGACUAUGAAUCUAAACCUGUGGAUUUUGUGUAAGCUAAAGGAUCCCUCAUGUAUAGGGUUUUGGAAUGUUAAAUUAAAUUUGUGUAAUGGUAUGA
Molecule: messenger RNA, 1242 nt
Organism: Musa acuminata AAA Group (dessert banana)
Lineage: Eukaryota; Viridiplantae; Streptophyta; Magnoliopsida; Zingiberales; Musaceae
Exons: 2
Coding region: 57-1025 (322 amino acids)
Molecular function (GO): nucleic acid binding; zinc ion binding
Source: RefSeq, a predicted model, not a curated record